CGCGCCAGAGAGAGAGAGAGAAUAAUUGAGAAAGAGCGAUUUCACCAAUCGCCUUACAACACCUCCGCCUCUUUCUGACCAUUUUCUUCUCAAUCAUCUCGUUGCAAGUGACAGAGCUAGAGGAAGCGCAACAAAAUAGAUUGGCGACAAUGUAUACAACAUAACCUGUGCGGACACCAUCGAUCAAUCCAUCGCUCCAAGCUACGGAUAAAGUCUGAUGCAGCACCAUAGAGAAAUAGAUUUGACGGUAGAACGGAGGGAGCAUCGAAGCUGCAACUCCUUAGAAUUAACCAGUUACUUUGGAAUGUGAUGCAUUUACAUUUCGGUUUAUUUGACUUCAAUGAGGUGAUGACAGACUACGACGUGUCCUCAGAUCUUCCCCGCUGCUAUCAGCAAACAGAGUGUAGCCUACGAAUUGGAAAAUAUUACAUGUUUAACGCAUCUUCUGGAUUUUGGGCAUAUGCGCGAAUUGGAAAGGUAUAAUAAGUCUAUUGGCUAUCUUUUCUUUAUUGCUGGACAGACGUGGUGUGUAAACGCGCAUAGCCUGAGCAUGAGGAUGCAUUCGUAGCCUAGUUGUUGGCAUACACCCUAAAGCUCUACACACGUUUGUGCAUGUAUGAUAACUCCGGCCUUGUCAUAUCGAUUAAAGUAGGGGGGAUUUAUGAUACGCAUUUAACCUAAAAAUGAAGGCUAUUUCAAUAUUGACACAUCGUUCUGGGAAUUGCAAUCACAUUUCUGAUGGCAUGCAAUAAUAAGCUGUUUCUUUCACAGAAAUACUGAAUGCAUUUGACAAACAAUUGACAGAUUAACCUACCUGAUCAUUUAAUCAUUGGAUUGAUCAUUAGGCUAUCAGAGAGUACAACUAGGCCAAUUUUUUUAUAAUAUAAUGCUAGUUAUGGUAUUGAAAGAGUAAUAGGCUGCAAAAAUAAUCACAACAAAAAGAUGAAAAAAAUCAGCCUCAGAAGAGAUUCUGUAGGUUACCGAGGAAACGGCAAAGGAAUCGCAUUUCAGCUUUGGGGUUGUAAAACAGUCGGAAGAGAAGGAGCCGGGGGAAAAGACCAAGGAGAGGCCGCGGCCAAGGAGCAUUCUGUGGGACUGCACGACAAGGAGCUACUGCUGCCAGCACUGGAAAGCGUGGCUUGGGGUUGGUGGAAGAAAGAAUCAAAUAAUCAGAUUGCUGUUAAGCACAAGCUAACUUAAAAAGGAGGGUACCCUAUAUCCUAUUACUGGACACAUCUCAGCCCACACCCUCAACCUGGGUUGUGGACCAACAAAACCUGGAACCUCUUUAAAAUAGUCAACCAUAGGCGGAAGCAACCUGGAAAACUAACUCCCCUGCCUAAACAACUUGGAAACCAACCUUGACUCUUCCUACUCCAACUCACCCAGUUAUCGAGCUGCAGUACUUGGAAAUCAACGACUCGCAACCUGACGUUUGGAGCACACUCGCGCUCGCAGGAAGAGCAUUGCCACUGCGAGACAGCCAAGCAUGGAAACCCCUCCCACUGCCCCCCCACAACCCUUCAGACAACAAAGCUUCCUCAGUCGAAAGUUGAAGGGCUCCAUCAAGAGGACAAAGAGCCAGCCCAAACUGGAUCGAACCAGCAGCUUCCGCCACAUGAUUCUACCCCGUUUCCGUAGUGCUGAUCAGGAGAGGACCCGUCUAAUGCAGAGCUUCAAGGAGUCCCACUCUCAUGAGUCCCUGCUCUCCCCUAGCAGUGCAGCAGAGGCUCUGGACCUCACGCUGGAUGAAGAUGCUGUCAUCAAACCUGUCCACUCCAGCAUAUUGGGCCAGGAGUACUGCUUUGAGGUGACCACCAUUUCAGGGACAAAAUGCUUUGCCUGCCGCUCGGCCGCUGAGAGAGACAAAUGGAUUGAGAAUCUACAGAGAGCUGUCAAGCCCAACAAGGACAACAGUCGAAGGGUGGACAAUGUGCUUAAGCUGUGGAUCAUUGAGGCCAGGGACCUUCCGCCUAAGAAGCGGUACUAUUGCGAGCUGUGUCUGGAUGACAUGCUGUAUGCGCGCACCACCAGCAAGCCGCGCACGGACACCGUCUUCUGGGGCGAGCACUUUGAGUUCAACAACUUGCCUGCCAUUCGUAGCCUACGCCUGCACCUUUACAAGGAGACAGACAAAAAGAGACGCAAAGAGAAGAGCACGUACCUCGGCCUAGUCACUAUCCCCAUAUCGAGCAUCACAGGCAGGCAGUUUGUGGAGCAGUGGUACCCGGUGAUCCAGCCCAGUGCUUUGGCUAAGGGUGGCGGUGUAGGCGGUGGCAAGGUCAUCAAUGCCUCAAUCCGUCUCAAGUCCCGCUACCAGACCAUGAGUAUCCUGCCCAUGGAGCUGUACAAGGAGUUUGCCGAGUACAUCACCAAUAACUACCGUACGCUGUGUGCCGUGCUGGAGCCUCUGCUCAGUGUCAAAAGCAAAGAGGAGGUGGCGUUCGCGCUGGUGCACAUUCUCCAGAGCACAGGCAAGGCCAAGGACUUCCUUUCAGACAUGGCGAUGUGCGAGGUGGAUAGAUUCAUGGACAGACAGCAUCUGAUCUUUCGAGAGAACACCCUUGCUACUAAAGCCAUAGAGGAGUACCUCAAAUUGAUAGGGCACCGGUACCUCAAGGAUGCCAUAGGGGAGUUCAUUCGAGCAUUAUACGAGUCAGAGGAGAAUUGUGAAGUGGAUCCCAUGCGCACUCCACCGUCUGUCCUCGCCGACCACCAAGCCAAUCUUCGCAUGUGCUGUGAGCUGGCACUCUGCAAGAUUGUCAACUCUCAUUGUGUGUUUCCGCGGGAGCUGAAGGAUGUCUUUGCCUCAUGGAGGGUCAGAUGUGCCGAGCGGGGAAGGGAGGACAUCGCAGACCGCCUCAUCAGCUCCUCCCUCUUUCUACGCUUCCUGUGUCCCGCCAUCAUGUCGCCCUCUCUCUUCAACCUCACCCAGGAGUACCCCGGAGAGCGGACAUCCCGCACUCUUACCCUCAUCGCCAAGGUGGUGCAGAACCUGGCCAGCUUCUCCAAGUUUAGUGGCAAAGAGGACCACAUGUGUUUCAUGAAUGAGUUUUUGGAGAUGGAGUGGGGCUCCAUGCAGCAGUUCCUGUACGAGAUCUCCAACAUGGACACGGGGAGCAACGCCGGGGGCUUCGAGGGCUACAUCGACCUGGGCAAGGAGCUGUCGGUGCUCCACAGCCUGCUGUGGGAAGUCAUGGCCCAACUGAGCAAGGACGCUAUUCUGAAGCUUGGCCCCUUGCCACGUCUGCUGAAUGACAUCAGUGUAGCCUUGAGGAACCCCCAGCUCCACCGGCAGGCCAGCCACCAGACAGACAGACAGCAGGACAGGCUCAUCACACGGCCUUCCUCCAAUCGCCUGGUAUCAUCUGAUUUCCAGAGCCUCAUGAUGCGGGAUCUCAACAGCUCAAUAGACAUCUCCCGUCUCCCCUCCCCAACCUCGGCAUUAUCUGGGGGUGGGGUCCUCUCGUCUCACGUCAGCAUGGGAAGCUUUGUGGAACGAGACCCCCGCGGUUCAAAGGACGUUUUCUACGUGACCCGUCCCCCCUUGGCUCGGUCCAGCCCUGCGUACUGCACCAGCAGUUCUGACAUCACUGAGCCAGACCCAAAGGUCCUCAGUGUGAACAAAAGUGUGUCCAUGAUGGACCUGCAGGACUCACGGAUGAACAGCAUUUCCAACCUCCAUUCGGUGGGCGAUAUGCUCAACUCCUCCCAGGCCUCCAUAGCAGGCCUGGGCCACAGUUUCGGGAACCUGGGUGGCCCGCUUCGCAUGGGAGGCCACAUGUCCGCUGGCGGCUCGGGGGGCUCUGGCUUGAGGCUGAGCCAGAUGGGGGGACCCCUCCACCACAUGGGGGGUCCCACCGACUCUCUCUCCCAGCAGCAGCAGCAUGCGGCAGCCGCCAUGCACUUCCCCCUCUCCUUCCAGAACCCCCUCUUCCAUCUGGCUGCCGACGGCCCUCGGGGUCAGCCCCACAGUCGUCCUCAGGCCCAGCCACCUCCCCCUCCGCUCCUGCUGGCCCCGGAGCUUGACAAUGCCCACCACCAACAGGGCUACAUGAGGGCAUUCGGCCACGGUGGCUUCUCGCGCAGCGAGGACCUGUCGGCCCUGCGGCCACAGAGCAGUCUGGUGCAGCCCAGUAUUGUCCAUUCUCACAGCUACAGUGACGACUACACGCGGCAGAACCAGAACGCUGAAUACGCCCAGCGCCAGCUUUCGCUGCAAGUGCAGGAGAAUCUCCAGCAGCAGAUUCUUAUGGGCAUGACCCCUCAGACGGCAACAGGCACAGGCACUCCCACCUCCUUGGCCACUCCCCCUUCCACCGUGCACCCUGUCCGUCAUGGCUCCGUAGCACCGCCUCCCCCGCAGCGCCUCAAAUCCCAGCUGUCCAUCAGCCCCGGGGCCACCUCCACCCCUCCCAAGGCCCGCCCCCAGAGCAGGAACCUCCUUCUCCAGUCGCCCGAGUCCAGCUUUGGCGGCAGGCAGCCCUCUCCGCAGCAACAACAGCAGCAGCAGCUGUCUGUCAAACCGUCUGACUGCCCAGCCCCUGGGCUCCCGCACCAGUCGAGCUCUGCCAGGGACGGCCAGGGGGCACCACAAGGGGGCAACGGAGAGACCACAGACACCCCAACUAAGAGCACCAAGCAGCCUCAGACCACAGACACCCCGACUAAGAGCACCAAGCAGCCUCAGCAGCAGUCCCAGCAGCAGCCUCCACAGCAGCAUCUGCUCAAGCCCACAGUCAAUAAACAGGGUUCUCAGUCCCCCUCCACCCUGACCCCCAACGAGCGCACUGUGGCCUGGGUGUCCAACAUGCCACACCUCUCUGCCGACAUUGAAAUAUUGCGUAGCUCAUCUAACCUUGAGGACCUCAAGAUGAAGGAGUACUCCAAGAGCAUGGACGAGUCACGCAUGGAUAGGGUAAAGGAAUACGAGGAGGAGAUCCAUUCUCUGAAGGAGCGCCUGAUAAUGUCCCAUCGGAAGCUGGAGGAGUAUGAGCGCAGGAUGCUUUCACAGGAGCAGCAGACCAGCAAGAUCCUAUCGCAGUACCAGAACCGGCUGGACGACAGCGAGCGCAUGCUGAGGCAGCAGCAGCUGGAGAAGGACAGCCAAAUCAAAGGCAUCAUCAACAGGCUGAUGGCUGUGGAGGAUGAGUUGAGAGUGAGUGCCAUUCCUGAAAUCAAGCCCAGAAUGUUCAGAGAGCAGAUCUGUCAGCCAAUCCAACCGUUUUACGGAGGACACCCUGGAACCUGACUGGCACAUCAAAUACGGGCGGAGCUGAUAUGGGUCCAGACUUAAUCCUAUUGGCUGUCUAAGGCGAAACAUAGAAGAAGUCUGCAGGACACGGCUACUCUAGAUCUUGAUUCCCCCACAACAAGCUGAGCUUUUGGAAAAUUCAAAGGGGGGAGGGUUCUUUACAUGCUAACACACACACACACACACACUCUCCCUCAUGCAUUUGCUCUUUCUCUUUCUCUCUGCAAUACCACUCUAAGUCUUGACCCUGGUGACAAUCAGCUCAAUAUGAGAGGUGCGGUUUACAUUGUCUGCGUGUUGCAGUGACCCAUUCAGGAGUGAUGAAACAUUGCAAUAUUGAACCUGUUGUUUCAGUUUUAAUAGGUAUGACAAAGCACAAUACUGAGAAAGAGAAAGAAAGAGACUUUGGGGGAUCCCAAGUCGCCCCCCAUCUCAAACAUUCACUUCACUUAAUGAAUUCCCCUGUGACACACCUGGUACACUGGGGCUUCGCGAAAGCAGUAGGUUUUUUAGCUGCUACACUGAACGCGAAACUCAGCGGGUAGGAUUUUUGACAACAGAACCAGCGCCUGCAUGCCUGUCGUGGAAACACGCUGCUUAUGCCCAGGUUUUAUUGAAGACAAUCGGAGCAUCUCAUAACUGGUAAAAGUAACGCACGCGUCCAGUGUAGCAGGCCUGUUAUCCUGUCAACCACCAUUACAUUUACAUUUGAGAUUUUAGUCAUUUAGCAGACGCUCUUAUCCAGAGCGACUUACAGUUAGUGAGU
Messenger RNA from Coregonus clupeaformis (lake whitefish), 6020 nucleotides. RefSeq names its product ras/Rap GTPase-activating protein SynGAP. Gene Ontology annotation, biological process: negative regulation of Ras protein signal transduction; regulation of GTPase activity. The transcript has 20 exons. The record is from RefSeq and is a predicted model, not a curated record. NCBI's taxonomy places the organism in Eukaryota, Metazoa, Chordata, Actinopteri, Salmoniformes, Salmonidae. The coding region runs from base 1490 to 5251 and encodes 1253 amino acids.